ACUCACUUUAGGCCAAUCCGUCCUCUCCCUCUCUCUCCCUCUCUCUGUGUCUCUCUCCUACUCUGAGACAGAGUCAGAACUCUUCUCCCUGACAGCCACUAACAUCUACAGCACUUAUUGCAUUCAGAGAGGGAACCUGCAAACAAAACUUCACAGAAAACUUUUGGUUCUUGUUCCAGAGAAUUUGCUGAAGAGAAAGAAAAACAAACAAACAAACAAACAACACAAACCAGCCCCCCAAAAAACUGUGCGUGAAGGGGGAGGAAAAGCAGGGCCUUUUAAAAAGGGAAUCACAACAACUUUUGCUGCCAGGAUGCCUUUGCUUUGGAAGAGAGGAUUUUUGUUGGUGAUUUGCUGGAUUAUAGUGAGGAGUUCCCCAACCCCAGGAUCCGAGGGGCACAGUUCAGUCACUGACUGUCCAUCAUGUGCCCUCACCACGCUCUCGAAGGAUGUGCCCAGCUCACAGCCUGAGAUGGUGGAAGCAGUAAAGAAGCACAUACUGAACAUGUUGCACUUGAGGGACAGACCUAACAUCACCCAGCCUGUGCCCAAGGCAGCACUUUUAAAUGCCAUCAAGAAACUCCACGUGGGAAAGGUGGGAGACGAUGGCUAUGUGGAAAUAGAGGAUGAUGUUGGAAGAAGAGCAGAAAUGAAUGAAGUUGUGGAGCAAACCUCAGAAAUCAUCACUUUUGCAGAAUCAGGAACACCCAAGAAAACGUUGCACUUUGAGAUUUCCAAGGAAGGCAGCGAAUUAUCAGUGGUUGAGCAUGCUGAAGUAUGGCUCUUCUUGAAGGUCUCCAAGGCCAACCGGAGCAGGACAAAAGUCACCAUCCGCCUGUUUCAACAGCAGCGGCAGCCGAAAGGCAACUCUGAAGGAGCAGAAGAUAUGGAGGAUGGGGGGCUAAAAGGUGAAAGGAGUGAAACUCUGAUUUCAGAAAAAGCAGUAGACACUCGAAAGAGCACUUGGCACAUCUUUCCUGUCUCCAGCAGUGUCCAGCGACUCCUGGACCAAGGCAAGAGCUCCUUGGAUGUGCGGAUUGCCUGUGACUUGUGCCAAGAGACCGGGGCCAGCCUGGUGUUACUAGGCAAGAAAAAGAAAAAGGAAGAUGACGGGGAAGGGAAAGAAAAGGAUGCUGGAGAACUCACGGGAGAAGAAGAGAAGGAGCAAUCGCAUAGGCCCUUCCUAAUGAUGCUUGCCCGGCACUCAGAGGACCGCCAGCACAGGCGGCGGAGGCGAGGCCUGGAGUGUGAUGGCAAAGUUAACAUCUGCUGCAAGAAGCAGUUCUUUGUCAGCUUCAAGGACAUAGGAUGGAGUGAUUGGAUCAUUGCACCUACAGGUUAUCACGCUAACUACUGUGAAGGAGAGUGCCCCAGCCAUAUAGCAGGCACAUCUGGUUCAUCGUUAUCUUUCCACUCCACUGUAAUCAACCAUUACCGCAUGCGGGGCCAUAGCCCCUUUGCCAACCUCAAGUCAUGUUGUGUGCCCACCAAACUGCGGCCCAUGUCCAUGCUGUACUACGACGAUGGCCAGAACAUCAUCAAGAAAGAUAUACAGAACAUGAUUGUGGAGGAGUGUGGCUGUUCAUAGACACCGUGUGUGCACAAGACCCUUCUCUUUACGUUGAGAAGAAAAUGUUUUAAAAGCCCAAGAAGAGAAAAAAAAACCUGGCAUGAUUUAUAACCUUUUUGAAUGAAACAAUCAUCUGAAAUUCAAAACAAAACAAAACAAAAAAAAAAAGAAAAAAGAAAAAGAAAAAAAAGAAAAGGAAAAGAAAAUUAAAAAUAAAAAAAAGAGGGGGAAUUUUUUUUAAAAAAGACUUAUGGAGGAGAGAAAAGGAGUACAGCUAUUAAGAGGAAGAAAGCUUCAUGAACCCAGGCUUGAAUGAGCUACGUUUGAAUGGCGGUAUGGGUUGGGGAGUUUCUCCUUCCUUUCAGUACGCUCCUUAUCUUAUUAGAUAGUACAUUAAGCAUUAGUUAUUGCUAGAGGAGUUGUGUUCCCUCUUCUGGUUACCCAUCAGUUCAAGCCUUGGUAGCAGCUCAUGUAACCUGCAGCAGUUUGGACUGAGUCCAAAACGUCAUUGAAAUUCCUUGAAAAGCCAUGUGUAUGAACACUACAUUCACUGGCACUUUCCUCCCAAAUUUACCGAGGAACUGAGUAGGUGUGUAGUGUUUGUGUGGAUAUAUAUGUAUCUACGUAUUUAUAUACAUAUCUUUAUACAUACAGACACUACACACUUACAUAUAUUCGCUUUGAUAAAGGGACAAAAUUGUGCAGGUGUAUACACCUUCAUCUUCUGCACUACAUUUACAAAAAGAAAAGAGAAAAAAGAAAAAAAGAAAAAAGAAAAACGAAGAAAAAAGAUUAAAAAAGAAUGAAUGAAAGAAUAAAAGUUACAUUUUGUAAAGGUGCUUACAAUGUUAGAACUAUGCAACCUAGUUGGUUUGAAACUGUUUACCUGCAAGAGAAAGAAAAAAAAAAA
Messenger RNA from Meleagris gallopavo (turkey), 2480 nucleotides. RefSeq names its product inhibin subunit beta A (gene INHBA). The record is from RefSeq and is a predicted model, not a curated record. Gene Ontology annotation, molecular function: hormone activity; growth factor activity; cytokine activity. NCBI's taxonomy places the organism in Eukaryota, Metazoa, Chordata, Aves, Galliformes, Phasianidae. Gene Ontology annotation, cellular component: extracellular region.